GAGAGAGAGAGAGAGAGAGAGAGAGAAACAGAUCAGGAUUUGUUGACCACUCGCCACCAUAGACAGCGAGCGGUAGGUAGGUUAACUCGCUAACAGCUACGCUAGCUCUGCUUCUCUUCUCCCCCGGACCGAGCCGGGGAUUAGUGUUAGCCGGGACUAGCCAUCUUAGCUAACCUAGAUAGCUUCUCUCCAGCGGCCGAACAACAUCGACUCACUCAGUCCAGCUUCCGGGAAUGCGAGGACGCUGAAGCCCCGGAGCCGUUACUGCUGGAUGGGCGAGCUCUGACAAAACAAGAGGGAGAAGGAGGGAGGGACGGAGACGGGGGAGAGAAAGAAAGAGGGAGGAUCCAGAAGAAGAAGAAGACGGAGCCGAGGUGCUGCUGCUGACCCUGCUGCGUGGUCAAGUAAAAAAAAAACACAGCCUUGCUUUUUCAUUCACUCCGCCGAGCCAUGAGCUCUGUAUCUUUGAACACGCGAGCACAGCAGCUACUAGGUUAGCUAGCUAGCCUAACACAGCCUAGUUAGGUUAGUUAGCUAACAAACUAAAAGGCACAACAGGAGGGAGGUUGUGUGUGUCUGUAGCUAAGAGAGUGCGUUCGUGUUUCUGCGAGUGUGUUGGAGGACUUCCUUGAACUUUGAUCCUAAAAAAAAGAGAAGAGAGAGAGCACGGGAGGCACCAGGGUUCAGGACAGAAGGAGAACCCUGUUUAUCAUUAGCAAGAAGAAAGAGAACAAGACAGGGUCUACAACUACCUCCACACAACUCUGGGACUACUUUAUGCUUGUGAAGUUACAAGGUACAGCGGUGUUACACUGGUGUUAGUCUUGUUACAGUCUUGUUACUGUGUUUAUAAACUCUGAACAGGGAAGGUUGUGUGGCAGAACAAGAGCCACACACGCUGCACAAAGCAAGAACUGGUUUGACUUGUUGGUGACCUGUGGGUAGGGCAAGUGUCCUUUGCAUGUAUGUGAAAAGUAGCUACCACAGCACCAGAGUUUCUCUGACUUGAGUGAGCUGUGGUGUUUGGCUUUGUUUUGAGAGGCUCUUCACUUUUACCCGAGUUCUGUUCUGCGUAAUGUGUCUGGGGGGUGUCUGUACUGUGGUGAGUUUCUGGUUUAUGUGUAAUUUGUUUCCUGUAAAAAGGGCAGGCCGUGCUCUUAACUCUCUCCACUCUCUUGAGUGAACUCUAAAGCGCAUUGUGAAUCAGAGGCCUUUCAAGAGCCCAGGAGGAUCUGUUUUGAAGUUGACAUGGAUUAAUUAAUGAACACUGAGAUAAAGAAGACAGUCAGAUAAAGAAGAGUCAGAGAGCUGUGAAGGUAUUUAGACCUGUUUUUUUAAAGGUGUAAAAGGGUCUUUAGGUGCGUUUGAGGACUUUACAGCAUCUUCUUCACUUCUUCACAGCACCAGUUUCAGAAUUGUAAAGCUUGAGGUUGAUGUCUGUGGCUUGAACUCUCACACACUCACUUACACACACACAGUCUCGGGCGAGUCAGAACACUCAGCACUGUCUGGGGAGGCUUUUCUGUAAAUCCUGGUGGUGCAACACAGCAAUGGCCAUGGUGGGUGGGGGAUGGGGCAACCCGAAUGGGAGCACCAAUGGCCUGGGGGACAAGGGCUACCUGCGGGGGGAGGAGGACGAGAGCUCCCCGCAAGCGGGGAACAGUGAUGUGGAAGGGGGAGAGGACGACAAGGCCUGCGUGGUGGACUGCGUGGUCUGUGGGGACAAGUCCAGUGGCAAGCACUACGGUGUCUUCACCUGCGAGGGCUGCAAGAGCUUCUUCAAGAGGAGCAUUCGCCGCAACCUCAGUUACACCUGCAGAUCAAACAGAGAAUGCCAGAUCGAUCAGCAUCAUCGCAACCAGUGCCAGUACUGCCGUCUGAAGAAAUGCUUUCGUGUGGGCAUGAGAAAAGAAGCAGUCCAGCGUGGACGCAUCCCUCCUUCCCACUCCGGAAUCAGCCCCACUUCCAUGGUUGGUGCUGGUGGGGGAGGAGUUGGUGGACAGGGCAUGGGGGGUGAAUAUUUCAACGGUCAGCCUGCACCCGAGCUCAUAACCCAACUCUUGAGGGCAGAGCCGUACCCCAACAGCCGCUACGGAGCCCAGUGUGGCCAGCAGCUUGGUGGAGGCAACAGCGCCGUCAUGGGCAUCGACAACAUCUGUGAGCUGGCAGCCCGGUUACUCUUCAGCACCAUUGAGUGGGCCCGGAACAUUCCCUACUUCCCCGACCUUCCUGUCUCUGAGCAGGUGGCCCUGCUGCGGCUCAGCUGGAGCGAACUGUUCAUUCUGAACGCGGCACAGUCGGCCCUGCCGCUCCACAUGGCACCGCUGCUAGCCGCCGCCGGCUUCCAUGCCUCACCCAUGUCUGCGGAGCGCGUGGUCUCCUUCAUGGACCAGGUGCGCGUCUUUCAGGACCAGGUGGACAAACUGACGCGACUGCAGGUGGACUCUGCUGAGUACAGCUGCCUGAAAGCCAUCGCUCUUUUCUCUCCAGACGCGUGUGGACUGACAGACCCGGCCCAUGUAGAGAGUCUGCAGGAGAAAGCCCAGGUGGCCCUGACCGAAUACGAGCGCAUGCAGUAUCCCACCCAGCCACAGCGUUUCGGCCGCCUGCUACUGCGUCUGCCCUCGCUCAGAGCCGUGCCCGCCAACCUCAUCUCUCAGCUCUUCUUCAUGCGGCUGGUUGGAAAGACGCCCAUCGAGACGCUGAUCCGAGACAUGCAGCUCUCAGGCAGCUCAAUUAGCUGGCCCUACGUGCCCGGACAGUAAUUGAGUUGACGAGCUGCUUGUCACCCACUUAAACUCUUGACUUUCAUGUUCUGUGUGGGCUUUCUAGAUUCUCAGUGCGUGAUUUCUUAGUCGCUGCGUGAAUGUUCAUGUUGUGUUAUAUUCUGCAACACCUCUCUGCUCAUUUAGUGUACAUGGUGAAGGAGAAAAGGUGAGUACGCUCUCACAUGUCCUUAGGCGCAUUAAUCGAGCCACUCAAGUUUGGGAUACCUCAGGUUUUUUACUUCAACGUCAAAACUUUCAGACAAGACUUUUUAGGCAUGUUUUAUGUGCAUCAGCACAGCGGCAGACGAGAAACAUCAACAAAGUAUUGCACGAUUUUUAACAAAAGAAACCAUGAUGAACUGAUGGGGUGGCAGCCCUGAAGAGACGUCUUGGUGCUGCAAGUUUGUGAGAUUGACGUUGGUCCAGCUUUAAACGUGAGAUAUUACGGGAGAUUUCUUGGUACCCUAUAAAUAAUUACUAUAUGAAUUAUAAUGAGUGUAGUUUAGAUGAAGACUCAUGAAGGUUUUGUCAUGGACUGCAAUGCUAUGUCAAAAAAAAAUUGGGAAGCCUGACCACUUACUUGAAAAAUCAGUUAAUUAAUGUGUUGUGAUGAUCACAUUGUUUUGGAAUAGUUCUGUGUACUCUAAAUAAUUGGGUCCAAAAAACAAACAUUUCAUACUGUCAAUCAUGAAAAAUAUCCAAUAUUUUUGCAUACUAAUAAUAAAGACAGAAUAUUCAUUCAAAAACUC
Astyanax mexicanus (Mexican tetra) is the source of this 3517-nucleotide messenger RNA. RefSeq names its product nuclear receptor subfamily 2, group F, member 6b (gene nr2f6b). The coding region runs from base 1551 to 2765 and encodes 404 amino acids. Gene Ontology annotation, molecular function: zinc ion binding; nuclear receptor activity; RNA polymerase II cis-regulatory region sequence-specific DNA binding. The record is from RefSeq and is a predicted model, not a curated record. The transcript is spliced from 4 exons. Lineage: Eukaryota; Metazoa; Chordata; Actinopteri; Characiformes; Acestrorhamphidae. Gene Ontology annotation, biological process: anatomical structure development; negative regulation of transcription by RNA polymerase II; cell differentiation.